AUGAAAGGCUCUGGCCCUGCCCUCUGUCUGCUCGCUGCCACGCUCGGUCUCUUGUGCACACCCUCUGCCGGGCAGAAGACACUCCGUUUGGGAAGCUGUGUGAUCUCCACCAACCUUCAGAAGAUACAAAGCACGUUUUCUGAGAUCCGGGACAGCGUGCAAGCGGAGGACAGAAACAUUGACACCAGAAUCUUGAGCAAAUCCUUAUCUUUGCAAGACACAGAGCCUUCAGAUCAGUGCUGCCUCCUCCGCCGCGUCCUGAGACUCUACCUGGAGAGGGUAUUCAAGAACUACCAGACCUCAGAUCCCCACACUCUCCGGAAGAUCAGUAGUCUCGCCAACUCCUUUCUUACCAUCUUGAAGGACCUCCGACUCUGUCAUGACCGUAAGACAUGCCAUUGCGGCGAGGAAGCAGCGGAGAAAUACGGCCAGAUCCUGAGUCACUUCGAAGAGCUUGCUCCUCAGGCAGCUGUGGUGAAGACCUUGGGGGAGCUAGACAUUUUCCUGCAAUGGCUGGAGGAAACCAGCUAG
Echinops telfairi (small Madagascar hedgehog) is the source of this 531-nucleotide messenger RNA. It is a transcript of the gene IL20, whose product is annotated as interleukin 20. The record is from RefSeq and is a predicted model, not a curated record. Gene Ontology annotation, molecular function: signaling receptor binding. Bases 1 to 531 code for a protein of 176 amino acids. The transcript is spliced from 5 exons. Lineage: Eukaryota; Metazoa; Chordata; Mammalia; Afrosoricida; Tenrecidae.